Molecule: messenger RNA, 903 nt
Organism: Knipowitschia caucasica
Lineage: Eukaryota; Metazoa; Chordata; Actinopteri; Gobiiformes; Gobiidae
Source: the annotation of a GenBank genome assembly
AUGGCGUCCAUGAAAGAUCCUUUUGAGUUCCAGGAUUUUGAUGAAGACUCUGGUAACCUUUUGGAGCCCAGGAGAGAUGCAGUAACUAUCAGCAUUGAGCAUGAAGAUGUCAAAUUUGAGAAAAAGUCUGCUCCUCCUAGUGCUGAUGCAUAUGAGGAAGACCCAGAGACCAGCGAUGACCAGGCCAAGCUUCUCUCUGGACAGAAGAAAACCCCUGCUUUCUGGACCUUCGAGUACUACCAGAAAUUAUUUGACGUUGACACACACCAUGUUAAGGAAAGAAUAAUAGGCUCUUUGCUGCCAUGGCCUAGGAAAAACUUUGUCCAUACCUACCUUCGAAGAAAUCCGGAUCUAUAUGGGCCCUUUUGGAUCUGCACCACUCUUGUAUUUGCAAUUGCCAUCAGUGGAAAUAUUUCAACCUUUCUGGUGAAUUUAGGCAACUCCAACUACAAAUACACCCCAGAGUUUCGGAAAGUGACAAUAGCUGCCACGGCCAUCUUCAGCUAUGCAUGGCUGAUUCCUCUGGCUCUGUGGGGGGUCCUGCUGUGGCGGAGCAACAAGGUCAUGAACAUAGUGUCGUAUUCCUUUAUGGAGAUCGUCUGUGUGUAUGGAUAUUCCCUGGCUGUUUACAUACCGGCUGUGAUCAUUUGGAUUCUCCCGUUCGCGUGGCUGCAGUGGUUGUCCAUUCUGGUCGCUCUGUGCCUCUCUGGGUCCGUCCUGGUGCUGACGUUUUGGCCCGCCGUUCGAGAUGACCACCCCAAAGUUUACAUCACCAUCCUUUCCACCAUCGUCACUUUCAAUGUGCUGCUCGCCAUUGGUUGUAAAAUGUAUUUCUUCAGCAAACCAGAAAAUCUUCCUGAAAAACCCCCCGGUCCUACUGUCGCAGUUAAAUUAUCAACAUGA